This is a messenger RNA of Dreissena polymorpha, 4545 nucleotides long. RefSeq names its product ADAMTS-like protein 1. The record is from RefSeq and is a predicted model, not a curated record. Gene Ontology annotation, cellular component: extracellular matrix. Gene Ontology annotation, biological process: extracellular matrix organization. The transcript is spliced from 16 exons. Lineage: Eukaryota; Metazoa; Mollusca; Bivalvia; Myida; Dreissenidae. Gene Ontology annotation, molecular function: metalloendopeptidase activity. Bases 798 to 3899 code for a protein of 1033 amino acids.
ACGAACGCGUAUCUGAUACAUGUCAUCGCUGUUACUGUGUUAGGAGUCGAUUUACUAGCGUUACAUUUAAAUUAACAAAUACUUAAAACAGAAAUGAAAGAGCGACGAGUGAGAGUUCAAUUACAACAGAAAGAGUAAUAUUAUUUGCGAAAUAAAUAAUUUUAAGCGCUACGUUUUUGAGAACUUUUAAACCGCUACUGAAACAGUUAUAGACAUGAUUUAUUUUUUGAAAAUUGUAAUGUUUAGUGAUUUGACUCACAGAAAUCUGUUUCUUGUAGAGUAUAAAGUUGCGCAAACGGAAUGAAGCUGCAUAACACAUGAAUUAAAUAGUGUUGACAUUGCGUGAUUUGAACCUGUUUUUAACUGCAGCGAUAAAGCGAUGGUCAUGACAUGGAUUCAAUUAAAAUUGUAGUCAGUGUUGAAUGAUUUAUGUGAUGCAGACCUACGAGAUAAUUGAAUCACAAGAACACUUUAUCUUCGUUGGUUUACAUUAAUGUAUGUUAACGCAAAUAAAAAGACUUGCCUCUUGACAAAAUUACUUUAUUAUUUAAUUUAGCCUUGUAAAUACGUAUUUUAAUAUAAGGUUAAUAUGUUCAAUGAGCAUUGGCUGCCAUUCUUAAGACACUAUGCGUUGAUAAUGAUUUAAAGUGUUCAAUAUGUGUAAAAUUAACUGUGAACACAUGCAUUAAUUGUUAGACGUGUUUAAUUAAGUGUGGUGUAGCAUCAAGAAAGAACACCGAAUUCCCUGACAUAGCUAGGUUAUGGAUGAUGGUAACGGCUAGUUUACAGUGAAAAUCAUGAAUGAACGUAUUGGAAUAAUUCUUACACUGGCGCUUGCCCUGAGUACCUCUGCUGAGUGGUCCGAGUGGGGAUUGUACGGCGAGUGUUCGCGUCCAUGCGGAGGCGGUCUCUCUAACCGUACGCGCACGUGCCUCGGCGACUCAAACACGUGCGAUGGAACUAACAUCCGCUUCAAGACCUGCAACAAACAGGACUGUAUGAAUGGGGAGGCCAGAACCCUACGCGAGCUCCAGUGCCAGUCCUACAACAACGUGUCUUUGAAGGAGAACCUCUUCCACUGGCGGCCUCACUACGACUCCAGGAAUCCAUGUGCGCUCUACUGCGAGACCGUCGAGACGGGAUUCGUGCUCAAGAUGCAACAGCACGCUAUGAACGGCACUUCCUGUGGCGACCGGGGCAGCGGUGUCUGCAUUUAUGGCACAUGCAAGGCGGUUGGUUGUGAUGACAUUGUCGGGUCAAAGCGUGAGGUAGACAGAUGUGGCGUUUGCGGAGGUGACGGCGAGUCAUGUGACCAGUCAUUGCCACGCGACCACAUCAGGCGACACGCGCAUCCGACCGGCAUAGCGGAAAUAGCGCGCUGGGAUGUCCGAUGGGGCGCUUGUUCGAAAUCAUGUGGGGAUGGCGUUCAAAGUUCUUCCGUCGUCUGCUGGAGUCGUUCAAACAAUUCGGAGGUGUUGGAAACAUAUUGCGGUCAUAUGCCAAAACCAGUGACUCCACCUACUCGCCCAUGCGCAAACAACGUUUCUUGUUAUUUCAGAUGGCACGCCUUCAAAUGGGGAUCUUGCAGCCGAACAUGCGGAGAGGGGCUUAGAUACAGACGAGUUAUGUGUUUGAAACAACAGACUAGCGGAAAGCCGAAACACGUGCCAGACCGGAAAUGUGCUGACGUAAAACCCAGCAUGAACGCGCAGUGCAAUAUGGGUGAUUGCCCCGAAUGGCUUACCGGGCCAUGGUCACCCUGUUCAGUGUCGUGUGGAUUUGGCGAACAGAAGAGAAAAGUCGUCUGCCGCGCGAAAUCAGUCGACAGCUGUGAGAGCGCGCAUAAACCGGAAACAGAACAGAAGUGUUACGCGGGAAAAUCGUGCGAAGGUUAUGACAUAGAGGAGAGAGAAGGAGAGGGAACGUUUAUUCAAAAAGAUGAUUCUUCUGUGACCAAACACGACUUCUUUGAUGACGAACGCUUGCAGGAAUUAUUCGUAUUCGCUGAGUUCAAAGUCACCGAAUGGGGAGCGUGCAGCGUGACCUGUGGGGUCGGCUACCAGCAUAGAAAUGUCACAUGUCACAAGGGAGACAACCCAGUUCCGGUAACAGAAUGUAAAGGCCAAGAGCAGCCGCACAUCAAGCGGGAAUGUCACAACAAGGCCUGCUUGAGCGACGUAACCACGGCGACAUCGUUGAUGUGGAAACACGGACCUUUCAAGCCUUGUAGCCAAACAUGCGGAGGAGGUACCCAGUCAAGUCUAGUGGAUUGCGUGGACCAGAGAACCAACCGCACUGUUCUGGACUUGCUGUGUGGCGAGCAGCUCAAGCCGCCGCCCGAUACCCGGUCCUGCAACCGGAUAGAGUGCCCGCCAGAAUGGAAGGUUAGCGAGUAUGGUGAUUGCUCGGUGCCGUGUGGUGGCGGGAAGCAGUCCCGUGAGGUCGAUUGUGUGCUCACGACCUCUUACGGCGGCCUCAAGGCGGUUCCGGCGUACCGCUGCCCGGACCCGGUGCCGCUAUCCGAGCGCUCGUGCAACCUGCAGUUCUGUCAGGCGGAAUGGGGCACGGGAAAUUGGGGCGAGUGCAGUGUAACAUGCGGUCUCGGAGUGGAGCAACGCUCGGUGUUCUGCUUCAAGGUUUUCAAGGACGGUCUGCACGUAAACGUCAGUGACGUCGAGUGUCUUGGACUCCGGCCGCCCACUUUACGUCAAUGUCACUUCGGCGAGUGCUAUCAGCUGCAACAGCUUCCGCUUAUACAGGAGCAAAAGGGGACAUUUAUUCAAAUCAAGCGAACGAAGAGGAUACAAUUGUUCGUUGGUGAAACUGCCAUUCUUUUACCCAACCAAGCCGUGAAAAUUCAAUGUCCGGUGAAGAAUUUCCAGAGGCGGUUGAUCUUCUGGACAAAAAAUCGCAGACUUAUACCGCUAGUUGGGCGGGUGAGGGUUUCCUCGAACGGAGCCCUCCGAAUAACACGUGCUAACCCGCAAACUGACGCCGGGAUUUAUACGUGCAGUGCUGGUACAUUGCACGGCCAAAUUACAGUGACUUUCCAGUCGAAAGCAGAAGCAAAUGCUCAAGCAAAAGAAAUAUUAAAUAACAUUUUAAUUGAAAACUUUAACGAGAGUUUUAUAAACAGACCUCAAUCAGAUAGUACUUUCAAAAUGAGAAACACGGAAUUUUUCAAAGUUAAUUCAAUAAACGAAGAUAGUGGGUACGACUAUUCUAGUUUUACAAUGACCAACUGGUCGGAGUGUUCCGCAAAGUGCGGGUGGGGAACGCAGACGAGAGUGGUCACGUGCAAUCACGUGACUGAUAAGUUCAUACGUCUGUUACCGGAAGAGGAAUGUCUUAAAAUGGGACUUAGCAGGCCCACUUCUUCCCGGAAGUGCGUCAUUGAGGAGGAGUGUCCGUCGUGGGUGGUUACGGGUUGGUCAGAGUGUUCUGUGGACAACUGUCGUAAAGACGGCUUUGCUCUUCACAGACGAUCUGUUAAUUGUCAGUUUAAAAACGGAAGUGACGUAGAUGACGUGAAAUGUCUAAAAGGCGGCGCCGGGGUGCGUCCAGAUAAUAAAGAGCUUUGUAAGAAUAUCGACUGCAAAGCUGUUUGGAAAACGUCAGAAUGGUCAGAGUGCUCCCCAGAGUGUGGUACUGAAGGCAUGAAGCAUCGAACCCUAAUGUGCGUGUGGGGAACGACCGGCACACCCGCGCAGUUUAUAUGCGAUGGCAAACCACGCCCCUCCGUAUCAAAGAGUUGCAAACUUCAACCAUGUAGCUCUUAUGUCUGCAAAGACAGAUCCUCGCUCUGUGAGAAGUUUGUGCGUCUGAACAUGUGCCGUUACGUGGCGUUCCGCCGUAAGUGCUGCGCUUCGUGUAAGAAUUCUAACGUCAGCUGGUCGUAAGAUUUAUUCUGAUAUUGUGGAUCUGCGCGUCAGGACAUUACUUGCCUGUUUAAAUGAGAUAUCAUUGUGCUAAGUCCUUGUCACUUAGCGCGUACAGUUCACAACUCUGGUAUUACCAUUCGUAUCGUUGUUUUGGAGACGAGUGUUUUCUCACUAUGGACGACCAUAACGACAUAUUGCUAAUGACUUCAACAUUAUAAAAUGGUUAAAGCUUAAAUGUAUCCAGUGACCCGAUGCUGAAUACGCUGAACGCUCACGAUAUGUUGAUUAUGAGUAAAAUGCAUGUUGAUAAUGAGAACUGUUAAACCAUGUUCUUACUUUUGUUUUAUGUGCGCGAAGAUACUUUUUUUAUAAUUAAGAUCUUCAUCCGAAUACGGACACAUGAUGUGUUCGGAUAUAUGGAGCUGAAUGUGAAGAUGUGUAGAGUAGGGCAAUAUAUAAUAUAUCUGUCUCAUUCACCAGCCAAGCGGGUGGGACCUUUCGGUGGCUUAACCACCCGUACGACUUGAAUGUUCAUGAUUUGUUUGUAUACUGAUGUUAAUGAUCUAUUUGUUCACAAAUUUUCAUGUUCUUCUGUUCGCUAAUGUUCAUGGUGUUGUGUAUACGUAUGCUUAAUAUGUUCGUAAAUACAGAUUUAUUGCAUUUU